AUGGCUCUUUCUGCUGUUCACGAGAACAGGAAUCAUCCUGGAAUGCUUCUGCCCUUCCAAGAGGAGUGGAGAAGUGAGCUAAGUGGGCGAUUGCCCUUAAUUUGUGUACGAUGCUCAAACAUCACGGGAGACGUAACAAGAAGCAGUAGAACAGAACUUCUGAAGAGGAAUGUGGUUGGGAAGAGUGUGAGGAAGAGUCAGGAUGUGCAGAGGACAGCAGCUGUAGGAAGUAUGUCUGGCCACCUGGGAGGACAGGCCGUGUGCAGGCUGCAGGGAAAGAACCUCACAGAGGUGAGGGAGUGUGAUUUUCUGGGCUUCUCCAGGUUUCAUGACCAUCAGAUCACCCUGUCUGUGAUUUUUCUUGUCUCAUACACAUCCAGCCUGGCUGGCAAUGCUCUCCUCAUGAACCUCAUCGCACUGACCGUCCCCCCACAUGCACCCGGCUACAUCUUCUUGAGCACGCUGGCUAGUCUGGAGACCGCAUACACGCUUGUCCCUGUUCCACGGAUGCCAUCUGGUCUCCUAGCCCAGAAUCAGCCCAUCCAAAUGUUCUUCUUUGUUGCCUUAGCCAGCAGCAGCUGCCUUCUGAGCACAUCCAUGGGCUGUGACCACUAUGGGGCCAUCUGCAACCCCCCGAGGUACACAGAUGUCUUGAGCAGGAGGGUGUGUGCCCAGCUGAUGUGCGGCACCUCUGGCAUUGGUCUGGCCACGGCAGUCAUCCAGGUGACACCCAUAUUUGCUUUAUUCUUCUGUCACAGAGUGGCUGGACAUUUCUUCUGUGACAUCCUCCCUGUCCUGAAACCCUCCUGUAUGGAUAUCACUAUCGAUGAGAUUGACUUUGUCAGUUUGUGUGUGAUCCUGGUCCCUGUGGGGCUGGUCUUCAUCUCCUACAUCCUCCUCAUCUCCAGAAUCCUCAAGAUCCCCUCUGCCCAGGGCCAGAAGAAGGCCUUUGCCACCUGCACCUCCCACCUCGCGGUGGUCACUGUCCACUAUGGCUGUGUCUCCAUUGUCUACCUCAAGCCCAUGUCUGAGGAUUCUGCAGAACAAGACCUUUUCUCAGUGACAUACACCACCAUCACUCUUGUUGUCUACAGCCUGAGGAACAAUGAAGUCAAGGAUGCCCUACACAGAGCUGUGGGAAGAAACAGUUCAUACAUUGACCCUGCCUAUAUGAGACAUCGAUCCCUGAGCAACACACAUCUUCACAGCUUCCAACCUUACCAGUGUGUCCCAUGCAGUCCCUUCUGCAGUGGGAUGUGCCCAUCUUGCUUCAUCAGCCCUCCCAUGAAGUCUUAG
Enhydra lutris kenyoni (northern sea otter) is the source of this 1296-nucleotide messenger RNA. RefSeq names its product putative olfactory receptor 10J6. Gene Ontology annotation, biological process: G protein-coupled receptor signaling pathway. NCBI's taxonomy places the organism in Eukaryota, Metazoa, Chordata, Mammalia, Carnivora, Mustelidae. The record is from RefSeq and is a predicted model, not a curated record. Gene Ontology annotation, cellular component: membrane. Gene Ontology annotation, molecular function: olfactory receptor activity.